AUGUCUGAGUUAUCCUCAUUAUUAUCUGAUAAUUCUGGUGUACCAGAGACUAUUGAUAAUUCUAGCAAUGUUAAUGAGCAAAAAGCUACAAAUAAUGAUGAUAAAAUGGAUACUCUUGAAAUAGAACAAGAGGAGGAUAGAAAUAUGGAUGUUCAGGAAGGAACAGAACAAGGAAAAACAAAGUUUAAAGUUUUACUAGAUUCUGUUAAGGAUGAACCAUUAAAAGAAACACGAUUAAGUAUUGCUGUAGAAGAUUUAUUAGUUCAUUAUCAUGGAUUACUUUCAAGUUUUCGUGUAACAUGUUCAUCUCAUUUAGUAAGUGCUCUAGAUUUACCUUUAAAAGAAACUGCAGAAAUUAUAUCGAAACAAGUGAAAGAUGCUGCACUAGAUGUUCAGUCAGAAUUUAAUAAAGCAUAUGUUCAAUGGAAAUUGUCAAACCCUGAGGAGGCUGAAGCUGAAGAGUUAAAUGAUAUUACAAAAGCAGUUGAGAGACAAAAUUGUUUAUUAAAUAAAUUUAUGUUUAAUCUUCAAAACAUUGUAUCAAAAACAGGAAUAUUUUCAAAGCAAAUUUAUAAUAUUAUUCAUCGUCCACUAUCAACAUCAAAUGUAGCAUUACGGUCAAUUAGAGACUUAACGAAUGCUAGUUCUGAUGAAAAAAAUAGAUCUAGUACCAUUGAAGGUACAGUUGGUUCAGAAAAGUGGAGGACUAUUGAUACAUCAAAUUUUGAUGAUCGUUUACCUGGUCCUGAGUUAUUAACAACUUCUUUUGAUGGUAUAUUAUAUAAAGAUUUGCCGAUUGUAUAUAUUAAAGCAACGAAAAAUAAUACUUUAAUAACAGUUACUGACUCUGACUAUAAUGAAAUUACAUACACCUCUUGUCGGUUGGAAGGAUUUAAAAAUGCCAAGAAGAAAUCUACAAUUGCUGGUCAGACGACUGGUGAAGCAGCUGGUCAAAGGUUAAAAAGACGUGGAAUUUUAACAGUUAGAGUAGUAGUAAAGGGUAUUGGACCUGGUCGAAUUUCUUCUGUUCUUGGAUUGGCAAAGUGUGGUAUUAAUGUUGUUACCAUAACAGACAAUACACCAUUAAAUGAAUUAGGUCCAAGACCAAGAAAAAUUAGAAGAGUUUAG
This is a messenger RNA of Strongyloides ratti, 1128 nucleotides long. RefSeq names its product 28S ribosomal protein S11, mitochondrial. NCBI's taxonomy places the organism in Eukaryota, Metazoa, Nematoda, Chromadorea, Rhabditida, Strongyloididae. The coding region runs from base 1 to 1128 and encodes 375 amino acids. Gene Ontology annotation, biological process: maturation of SSU-rRNA from tricistronic rRNA transcript (SSU-rRNA, 5.8S rRNA, LSU-rRNA); translation; ribosomal small subunit assembly. Gene Ontology annotation, molecular function: structural constituent of ribosome; small ribosomal subunit rRNA binding; mRNA 5'-UTR binding. The record is from RefSeq and is a predicted model, not a curated record. Gene Ontology annotation, cellular component: mitochondrial small ribosomal subunit; ribosome. The transcript has 3 exons.